CAGAGUGUUCAUCUGGGCUGUGUGCCUGUCAGCUUGCGCUUUUCUAGAAGCUUGCUAAUAAUAAUGCACUUACAGUAUACUGGUGGUGUAUGAGUUGUGUUGACUUAAAAAGGAGUUACCUGUGUAGGGUAGGGCAUAGUUUGCGUGGGCUGGUUUAAAAUCAGGUUGAGCUGUAAUACAUGACAGGUUGAGUUUGGGAAUGUAAACAUGGCUCUUAGUGCCAUGCAGUGUAUACUGCAUGUUAAGCCAUAGCGUAUGCAGCCUUCCUUUAAAGGUUGAGUGAUGUUUCUGGAACAUGAGUAAGCCAGGGCCAAGACAAUGUUAUUCCCUAAUAAAAACAUAGGGGGUGGGAAAUUUCCCCGACAGCUUGCAAGCUCUAGAACCUGCCAGCAUUUAGAAGGGUCUCAGGUUUAGCUCACAGCUUGUUGUGACAUCCAGCCAAGCUCUCUGCUGACGUGAUGCUGUGAGACGCUUUAAAUAGUGGGGAGCGGGAUACUCAAGACUGGAAAACACUGAAGACCUAGAAGUGAAGACCACAGUUAGAAAGCAGCAGGAAAAUAGAGUCUCCAAACACAGAGAUCCAGUAAAAGCAUGGCCAAAUUAGGUGCUGAAGAAAUGUCGCGUCAGUUCACAAAGAUCUCUUUCCACGAGAUGGAUGAGAGAGUGCAACACUUGGCUGAGAAGGUGUAUGCUUCGGCUCUGAAGGAAGAAGACACUAAAAACACCAUGUCAAUGUUCACCGUCCCUGAGGACUGUCCCAUUGGCUUGCAUCAGGCCAUGGAGCGGGAGCUGCGUAAAGAGAUAGAGGAGGAGAAGUCCGAGAAAUCAGUCAAGAGGAAACAGAGUUUCAAGCUAAUGCGAUCGCAGUCAAUUUCCCUGCAACUCCCAGUUUCUCCAGAAUGGGCAAUGUCUGUGAUUUCACCCCAGCUGACCCCGUCCUCACCUACAGUCCCCCUGCCAAUCAAUAUCCCAGAAUUCCAGAGGGUCACCAUCAGUGGAGACUACUGUGCAGGGAUAACAGUCGAGGACUAUGAGCAAGCAGCAAAAACCCUGCUGACAGCACUCUUCAUCAGAGAAAAAUAUUCUCGGCUGGCAUAUCACCGCUUUCCCAGGAUAACAGCCAAAUUUUUAAGGAGUGCCAAUAAUGAGAUUUGGAGUGAGGAGGACGAAGUGCUGCCAGAUAUGUGCCCUGCCCCGAGUGAGGGUGAGGAUCCCUACAGUAUGGACGACCUUCCACAGAACCUGAACUACUCCCUGAAGAUGAAAGACGGAAUCAUAUACGUCUAUGAUAAUGAAGAUGCCUUAAAACAGGAUCAGCCACGGAGCUUGCCAUAUCCUGACUUGGAAACCUUUGCUAUUGAAAUGAGCCACGUCCUUGCCAUGAUUGCAGACGGACCGACGAAGACCUAUUGUCACAGAAGGCUUAACUUCCUGAUGUCCAAGUUCCAUCUACAUGAAAUGCUAAAUGAGAUGGCCGAGCUAAAGGAACUGAAAAGCGUUCCUCACAGAGACUUCUACAAUGUCAGAAAGGUUGAUACGCACAUUCACGCAGCUGCUUGCAUGAACCAGAAGCAUCUACUGAAGUUCAUCAAGGACACAUAUAAGACCGAAGCAGACCGGGUGGUGCUGGAGAAAGGUGGAAAGAAGUUCACCCUCAAACAAGUGUUUGACAAUCUGAAAAUGGACCCAUAUGAUCUCACAGUAGACUCAUUGGAUGUACACGCGGGCAGACAAACGUUUCAUCGCUUUGAUAAAUUCAAUUCCAAAUACAACCCAGUAGGUGCUAGUGAGCUCAGAGAGAUCUACAUCAAAAGCGAUAACUACAUCAAUGGAGAAUAUUUUGCACGUCUCAUCAAGGAGGUUGCUCAUGACCUUGAAGAAAGUAAAUAUCAGCAUGCAGAACCCCGUCUCUCAAUUUACGGCAGAGCCCCUGAAGAGUGGGACAGCCUGUCUAAAUGGUUUAUCAGGCAAAAGUUGUACUCCCCUAACAUGAGAUGGAUCAUACAGGUGCCCAGGAUUUACGACAUUUUCCGAUUAAAGAAGAUUGUUCCCAACUUCGCCAAGAUGCUAGAGAACAUCUUCCUCCCACUGUUUCAGGCCACCGUUAAUCCUCAGAAACACAAAGAAACGUAUGUCUUCCUGAAACAUGUGACAGGGUUUGACAGUGUGGAUGAUGAGUCCAAACACAGCGAUCACAUUUUCACCUACAAGAGUCCAAAACCUGAGGAGUGGACAAUGGAGGAAAACCCACCGUACACUUACUACCUCUUCCACAUGUAUGCCAACAUCAUGGUCCUCAACAACCUUCGAAAGGAACGAGGUCUUAAUACCUUCCAGUUCCGUCCUCACUGUGGCGAGGCAGGAUCCAUCACUCAUCUGGUGUCAGCCUUCCUCACAGCUGACAACAUCUCUCACGGACUCAACUUGAAGAAGAGUCCAGUCUUGCAGUACCUGUAUUAUUUGGCCCAGGUGCCCAUUGCCAUGUCUCCACUCAGCAAUAACAGCCUGUUCCUGGAGUAUUCCAAGAAUCCCCUCAGGGAGUUCCUGCAAAAGGGCCUGUGUGUGUCUCUCUCCACGGAUGACCCGUUACAGUUCCACUACACAAAGGAGGCCUUGAUGGAGGAGUAUGCCAUUGCAGCACAACUGUGGAAACUGAGCACGUGCGACGUGUGUGAGAUCGCCAGGAAUAGUGUGCUUCAGAGUGGUUUGUCUCAUCAGGAGAAGAAACACUUCCUGGGUGAGAAUUAUCUACAGGAUGGACCAGAGGGAAAUGACAUCCGUAGGACAAAUGUGGCGCAGAUCCGUAUGGCCUAUCGACAUGAGACCUUGUGCAAUGAGCUCAGCUUCCUAGUGGACGCUGUCAAGUCAGAAGCAGUGGCUGAAAAAGCCUCGUAAACAUGGCAGGGUGACAGAUAGUCUAGAACACGGGUUCAUAUGAGUUGACCCCACAUCAGCAUAAAGCCUUAUCUUGCUAAAGGUGAAGCACUAAACAUCCAUGGAAAUGCAUAUGGUUGCAAGUCAUGGAGCCAUGAUGGACAUAUCCUUUCCCAUAGUGCCUUCAGGGAUGGAUAUAUCUAUUAUAUGUCUCACAUCUGUUUCUUUUAAAAUGGCACAUUUUGAUCAAAUGUUCCUGUGUUUUGCAUGAUGUUUGAGGGAGCAUACAUUUGCUACCUUUUCUAAUGAGAAAGUCUUCAGGUUUGUGGUUUAAACAAAGUGGUCAUUUGUUCAGAUGAAUGUUUUACGCAAUAAAAGGUAUGCAAUAAAUG
Molecule: messenger RNA, 3266 nt
Organism: Carassius auratus (goldfish)
Lineage: Eukaryota; Metazoa; Chordata; Actinopteri; Cypriniformes; Cyprinidae
Product: AMP deaminase 3-like
Exons: 15
Coding region: 592-2895 (767 amino acids)
Biological process (GO): AMP metabolic process; IMP salvage
Cellular component (GO): cytosol
Molecular function (GO): AMP deaminase activity
Source: RefSeq, a predicted model, not a curated record